AUGGCUCUGAAAAAUAAAUUCUUACUUUGAUGCUUUUUGAAUCAUGUCAGUGAAAAUAUCAUAGCUCCAGGAUUUAGGAGAAUUAUCAAUCAUUAUGGCCAAGCAUUAUCAAAUUCAUUAUAUUUUAUGUAUAAGAAAACUGCUUCUGACCACCUGAACAUUUCACAAGCUCUUAGUUUUUGGGCUUCUUUUGCUGGCCACUCCCCUUUCUAA
Molecule: messenger RNA, 213 nt
Organism: Blepharisma stoltei
Lineage: Eukaryota; Ciliophora; Heterotrichea; Heterotrichida; Blepharismidae
Source: the annotation of a GenBank genome assembly